Molecule: messenger RNA, 1278 nt
Organism: Vicia faba (fava bean)
Lineage: Eukaryota; Viridiplantae; Streptophyta; Magnoliopsida; Fabales; Fabaceae
Source: the annotation of a GenBank genome assembly
AUGACUUGUUCUAGUGAAAACGUAGCUAAAGCGGUUGGAGGCAAAACCGCUAGAGCUUGUGACAGUUGCAUAACAAAGAGAGCACGUUGGUACUGUGCUGCAGAUGAUGCUUUUCUCUGUCAAGGUUGUGACUCUUCGGUUCAUUCUGCUAAUUCGUUGGCUAGAAGACAUGAAAGAGUUAGAUUGAAAACGGCUUCCUAUAAAUCUGCCAGCGAUAAGAAUGGAUCCAUUAAUUCCGGUCCGUUUUCUGGCUUUACCAAGAAAGCUAGAACACCGAGACAAGGGAAACAGAAGAGUAAUGGUAAUGUUAAUGCUAAUGAUAAUGUUAAUGUUAAUAACCUGUUUCAUCUUGUGCCAGAAUUGGGAUUUGAUGAAGUUCAUUCGGGUUCGAAUGAAGAGAACGAGGAGCAGUUGCUUUAUAGGGUACCGAUUUUCGAUCCUUUUGUUGCUGAAUUAUGUACUAGUUCUCGUUCAAUUGGUACAACUGAAGGAGAACUAGGAGGUGUAACGGGUGUUUCUGCUUUCGCUUCUGAUAGGAGCGAAAGCAGAGCUCAAUUGGGUGGUGAUAGUAAUUAUGAGAUGGGGCUGCUUCCAUCUGAUAUUGAAUUAGCUGAAUUUGCAGCUGAUGUUGAGAGUUUAUUGGGCAGGGGAUUAGAAAACGAGUGUAUGGGGAUUGAAGAGCUCGGAUUGGUUGAUGCAAAAAAUGAGGAUGAGGAAUGGGAGUGUAGUGGGAAAGUGAAGGAAGAAGGUGAAGAGGUUCAUGAAGUUGUUGAGGGAGAUAAUAAUAUAAUGGAUAUGGGAAAAGAAGGUUCGUUUGAGAUGAAUUUUGAUUAUGAAACAUGUGAAGAGGUGAAGGAGAAGGUUGGUUUGGAUAUAGAACAAAAUGAAAAUAGUAAUGAAGGGAAAAGGAAAAUAUCUUUGCAGUUAGAUUAUGAUGCAGUAAUCAUUGCAUGGGAUGGACAAAAAUGUCCAUGGACUAAUGGUGAUAAGCCUAAUUUGGAUGUUGAUGAGACCUGGACUGAUUGGAUGGGAAUUUGUGGCGCGGAGGUUCAAUAUCCUUAUGGUGAAUUCGGCGGAUAUGGUUGUAAUCCACUAAUGAUGGAUAGAGGUAGAGAGGCUAGGGUUUCAAGAUAUAGAGAAAAGAGGAGAACAAGGUUGUUUUCGAAGAAAAUAAGGUACGAGGUUAGGAAAUUGAAUGCUGAGAAGAGACCAAGAAUGAAAGGGAGGUUUGUGAAGAGGACCUCGUUUGCAGUUCCAACAUUUCCUUUGCUAAAAUAA